AUGGGUGCCUCCGACCCACCUCCAGAGCAUCAUUCAGGUGUCUUGGAAUGUUGGGGUGGAAUGAUGCUCAACAAGCUCCAAAAUGGGAAUGAAGGUUGUCUCCCCGUAUUGGACCCUAUGCAUCUUGAUGCUUGGAUCAGUUUUCCCUUAGCCGGUGGGGUUAAGGUGCUCGACAUUAUAGCUCGUGUUAGGAAACCUAGUAAGAUACCCUCAGCCCAGUAUCGUUGUGCAACACUAGAGGUGUUGAAACUCGAUGUUAAUGUUAAUAACCUUGAUUUCAACAUCCCCUAUUCUAUUUGUAUUCGUUUACCAAACUUGAAGGUAGUCCAUCUUACUUUUCUCAAGCACACCCCUAAUGACUCCAUGGCUAGGCUAGUUGCUAGUUGUCCAUCCCUCCAAGACUUGGUACUCAAUGCUGAUUUCUGGAUACAUAUAAAUUACAUUACUUCACAAUCUCUUCGUAGAUUAGUUAUCGAUUUUCCAGGUAAUACGUGGUUUGAUGAUAUGCCUAAAAUGCCCCCAAGGAGCGAGUUUGAGCUUGAUAUUCCUAAUCUGGAGCAUCUAAAGUAUGUGGAAUCUACGGUGUUCGUCUACUCCAUCACCAAAAUGAACAAUCUAGUCGAUGCUCAAGUUGAUGUUGUAGACCUUCAUCUUGAUGGUACUAAAUUCAGUAUUUUCAGCGGCUUGUCUAAUGUCCGAAGUUUGUAUCUCAUGUCAAGGACUACAAAUACAAUGGUUAGUUUUGUCUCCGAUCCAUCCUCUAACAAGUUAAAAUUACCUUAA
Chenopodium quinoa (quinoa) is the source of this 783-nucleotide messenger RNA. Its product is annotated as F-box/FBD/LRR-repeat protein At4g26340-like. Lineage: Eukaryota; Viridiplantae; Streptophyta; Magnoliopsida; Caryophyllales; Amaranthaceae. The transcript is spliced from 3 exons. The record is from RefSeq and is a predicted model, not a curated record. The coding region runs from base 1 to 783 and encodes 260 amino acids.